Molecule: messenger RNA, 2254 nt
Organism: Ornithorhynchus anatinus (platypus)
Lineage: Eukaryota; Metazoa; Chordata; Mammalia; Monotremata; Ornithorhynchidae
Gene: TPBG
Product: trophoblast glycoprotein
Exons: 1
Biological process (GO): negative regulation of canonical Wnt signaling pathway
Cellular component (GO): plasma membrane
Molecular function (GO): protein binding
Source: RefSeq, a predicted model, not a curated record
GGGGGCGGCGGCGGCCGGGGGCGUCCGGCCGGGCUGCUGCUGCUGCCGCCGCUGCUGCUCCUGGGCUGGAGCUGGUCUUCGACGCCGUCCGGAGCGCCCCGCCAUCCCCCCGGGCCGCCCCCCGAGACCCCCGACGCGCCCCCCUACUCCUCCGCCUCCGCCGUGCCCCCGUCGGGGCCCGGCGACUGGUGCCCGGAGCCGUGCGAGUGCUCGGCCGCGGCCCGCACCGUCAAGUGCAUCGACGGCAACCUGAGCGCCGUGCCGGUCCUGCUGCCCUCCAACGUGCGCGUCCUCUUCCUCACGGGCAACCGGCUGGGCCGCCUGGCCCCCGGCGCCUUCGCCCGCCGCCCGCCGCUGGCCGAGCUGGCCGCGCUCAACCUGAGCGGCAGCCGGCUGGAGGCCGUGCCCUCCGGGGCCUUCGCCCACCUGCCCGCCCUGCGCCAGCUGGACCUCAGCCGCAACCCCCUGGGCCGGCUGGGCCCGCGGGCCUUCGCCGGCCCGGCCGCGCUGGAGGAGCUGGCGCUCAACGAGGCGCUGCUCCGGCCGGCCGGGGCCCCCGACGGCGGCCGGCUGGCCUCCAUGCUGGCGGCGGCCCUGCGGGGCGACCCCGAGCCCCCCGGCGACCCCGGCGACCCGGCCCCGGCCGACCGCGUGGCCCUGCGUCGCCUCCGUCGCCUGGAGCUGGCGGGCAACCGGUUCGCGGCCAUCCCCCGGGGCAUGUUCGCCGGCCUCCCGGGCCUGGCGGAGCUCGACCUGCGCAACAACUCGCUCCUGGGGCUGGGCGACGGGGACGGGGGCGCCUUCCUCGCCCACCUGCCCGGCCUGCGCCACCUGCACCUCGCCCACAACGCCCUCAAGGGCCUGGACAACGCCACGCUGGCCGAGCUGCGGGCCCUGCCCGCCCUGCGGGUCAACCUGGACGGCAACCCGUGGGUGUGCGACUGCCAGCACGUCCCCGGCCUGCUGGCCUGGCUCCGGGAGAGCGAGCAGGUGGAGGGCAAGGCCGCCCUGGCCUGCGCCUUCCCCGCCCGGCUGCGGGCCCGGCCGCUGCUGCAGCUCAACCUGUCCGAGCUGGACUGCGGCCCGGCCCCCCUGGACCUGCAGGCCCAGCUGCAGACCUCCUACGUCUUCCUGGGCAUCGUCCUGGCCCUCAUCGGGGCCAUUUUCCUGCUGGUCCUGUACUUGAACCGAAAGGGCAUCAAAAAGUGGAUCUAUAACAUCCGGGACGCCUGCCGGGAUCACAUGGAGGGCUACCACUACCGCUACGAAAUCAACGCCGACCCCAGGCUCACCAACCUCGGCUCCAAUUCCGACGUCUAGCCGCGAGCCGAGGACUGCCUCCUCGCCCCACCCGACCCCCGGAGCCGGGGGCCGCAGCUCUGCAUGACAUGUAGACUUCAGGCUUCCCCCCCACCCCCCCUUCUGCCCCCCGGGCUUGUGUGUCGUCCUCCCCACCCCCCCCCCGACCCACCCCCUUGGCCUCCGCGCCCCAGAAACCACAGACUUGGACUUCUAAAUGCCGGGCAGGGAACGGGCUUCAAGGUCGUCUAGGUCGCGCCCCCGUCCUCCCCCCGGACCUCUUGGAGCUUGGGGUUUGGCUGUACCCGGGGUCUUUCCCCUCGCCCCUUCUCUCCCACUCCCCUCGCCCCCUUCCCCCCACUCCCCUCGCCCCCUUCCCCCCCUCCCGUGCCCUGUGCCGGAGCCUGGUCACUUCUGAUUCAGGGGGAUCUCGGGCAGUGCUUGUUUGGAAAGAUUUUUUUCUUCCUUGCUUUCUUUCUUUCUUUCUUUCUUUCUUUCUUUCUUUCUUUCUUUCUUCUAAGUUUCGCCCGAAAAAAGGAUUUCUCCCAGUACUAAGGUGUAGCAGGGGUACCGCUACAGAUGCCGUUCAACGAAAGCUGCCUCAACUUUUUUGGGAAAAAAGUAUUUUAUCCGGCAGUUCCAGUUUUAGUCCUAUAUAUCGUCAUUGUGGACGGGAAUCAUUUCAUUCCAUAAAUUGCCUGCACACUUAAAGAGCUCUUUUUAACCAUUCCGUAACAAAAUAGCACAUGAAUUAGAAAGCAUGCAUAUAUUUUACUGGUCUGCAAAUAGUGAAGAAAAAAAACAAAAACCUUGCAACCUCAGACAAGCUCUUUGUAAAAACGAACUUACUUUUUGAUUGCAGUUUACGUGAAAAGUUGCCGUUUUUUAUAUAAACUGCAUACAGAUUCAACAAGACGAACUGUUAAAAGCAUUAAAUAAAGGGUCGUGAAAGAAU